This is a messenger RNA of Callorhinchus milii (elephant shark), 1687 nucleotides long. RefSeq names its product urea transporter 1-like. Gene Ontology annotation, cellular component: membrane. Gene Ontology annotation, molecular function: urea transmembrane transporter activity. Gene Ontology annotation, biological process: urea transmembrane transport. The record is from RefSeq and is marked provisional. Lineage: Eukaryota; Metazoa; Chordata; Chondrichthyes; Chimaeriformes; Callorhinchidae.
AGUCUACAGCUAUCUGUCCAUAUUGUGAGAACCGUGACAACACCGAAUAGUCAAAAUGAAAGACACAGUUGGAAAGCGUUUGGUUUACUUCACUGGUAAUAUGAAAGAGUUUGGGAAAUGGAUUCAAGCUCAGCCUUUUGGCGUGCAGCUUCUCGAAUGGAAUCUACGUGGUGUUUCCCAGGUGAUUUUUGUCAAUAACCCACUCAGUGGGAUGACAAUAUUAAUGGCUCUCAUUCUGCAAAGUCCUUGGGUUGCACUGACAGGAGCUGUGGGACUGCUGACUUCAACACUCACGUCUCUGAUAUUGUCACAAGACAGCGAGGACAUCGCAGCAGGCCGCCACGGCUACAACGGGAUGCUGGUUGGAAUCCUGAUAGCACUGUUCAGUGACAAAGGCGACUGGUAUUGGUGGCUGCUGAUACCUUCUUGUCUGAUGGCCGCCUCAUGCACUUUCAUCUUCAGUGGGUUAAAGUCACUCUUUGAACCGUGGGACCUGCCUGUCCUCGCUUUCCCCUUCAACACUAUGCUGAUCUUGUACUCAGGGGCCACUGGCCGCAACAAUCAACAUUUCCCUCAAGUUCACAUCGGGCCACAGACUACACCAACUAAUGUCACAGCACCAGAGCUAAACGUACUCAUGCUUUUGAGGGCAAUCCCAAUUGGAGCAGGCCAAAUCUAUGGCUGUGAUAACUUUUGGCCUUCUGUGAUUAUCUUAAUGGCAGUUUUUCUAUCAUCUCCCAUCCUUUGUGCACAUGUUAUCGUAGGCUCUGCAGUGGGUAUUGCAGCAGGAUUGUCACUUGGAGUGCCCUUUGAACUACUCUACAAUGGACUCGCUACCUUUAAUGGUGUUCUGGCAUGUAUGACUAUUGGAGGCCUCUUCUAUGUCCUAACUUGGCAGACUCAUCUCCUCGCAAUUGCAUGUGCAUUCUUCUCCUCUUAUUCAGAUCAAGCAUUCCGAAAUGUCUUGGCAAUGGUUGGGUUACCUGCUGCUUCUUGGGCUUCUACCUUAACAAUCACUUUAUUUUUACUGGGGAAAAAUAAACAACCGAAAAUGUACAAACUGCCUAUAAGUACGGUCUCGUACCCAGAAGAAAGCCGAAAAUUGUAUCUUCAAUGGUCAAAGCCACAAUCAAAUGAGACAAAUGUGUAGCGGUCAUAUUGAAUAUUGGUAUUAUUUCUAUAGUAAUAAUACAUCCUUGUAUUUGAUAUAGGCCUUAGCACAUUGCUGCAACGUCUCAAAGUGCUUCAAAGAAUAUACUGUGAAGUGAAUAGACUGUUUUUUUGUAAGAUACUGAAAUACUCAUAUUUCACAAAGCAAAAAGCCUCCCAAAAACCACUUGAAAAGAUUUGGUAAAUAUACAUACAGCUUGUGAAAUCCUUUAUAUCAGAUCAUUUUUUAAUCCAAUCUUUGUCAGAUGUGAAUAUUUUGCUGCAAGUCACGUUAUUUGAAUAUUUUACAUAGAUUCAAUUUAUGAAAAAAAAUACAAGCCCUUGCUUGCAAUAAUAUUCCAUGAAGAAUGAACAUCAUUAAAUUCAUUUAAUAUUCCAUUAGACAAAAGUAAUAAGGAACAUCUUCUUUAAUAUUGUGCACCUUUCAUAUCGAAUGCUAAUUUGAUGGUUUUCUAUUUACUGUUAAUUAUUUUCCCUAGUGUUGGAAUAGUAUCAACAGAUUAAAUGUAUUGUCUUU